Messenger RNA from Adineta ricciae, 1786 nucleotides. The record is from the annotation of a GenBank genome assembly. NCBI's taxonomy places the organism in Eukaryota, Metazoa, Rotifera, Eurotatoria, Adinetida, Adinetidae.
AUGUCUGCAAUUUUGCUUUCAACUAAAUGUAAUCAUGUAUUGAUCAUUUUCCUUACAAUUCAAUUGAAUCUUGCCAUUGGGCAAAUUUGCCAAAAUGAUAUCCCAAGUUUCUUUUAUAAUGUGAAUUAUGCUGGUCCACUCUUCGAUCAAUCUAUUUAUACGGUGAAUGCAUUCAAUUUUUCUGUUGCAUCGCCCAAUGGCACGACAGUCUUUACCUUCAAUGUUCAACCACAAACAGACUCUACUCGGCUAAGUUUUGUCCCGACGUCUGUCACUGGUCGAGCACUUAAUCUCACAAAGGGUGUUAUAACAAUGACGUCGGGCAACCCGAAUUUUACUGUUACUACUUUAUCAAAUGGUUCCUAUGCCCUUGUCACUAAUACUUAUCCACUAAGUUACUUCGUACCUUAUUAUCGUUAUUUAUUUAAUUUAAUUGCAACUCAAACAUAUUCCACUCGACCAUCGGUUAGUUCCACUGCACUCGUUGUAAUUAAUCUUCAAAAUUAUAAUGUCAAUCCACCAGUGUUUGUACCAGUCAAUCAGACAUUUUUCAUUAGUAAAACGGCAACUGUCGGGUCGCUCUUCGGCACGGUUUAUGCCACUGAUCCUGAUGGCGAUGGCAUUGUCUACUCGAUGACUAGUGCGCUGUUUUCUAUCGAUGCAACAACGGGUGCUUUGCAGUUACAACAAUCGUUACCAUCAUACGCGGCAUCACAAUAUUUCGUGACUGUCACUGCGAGUGACGAUGGUGCAUCGUGUUUACCAGCACUUGCAGCCUGCCCAAGAUUUUCGACCACAACAACUAUCACCAUCAAUGUAACAGCUGUCAACAAACAAUCACCAAUCUUUCUGAACAAUAUUUGUGGUUCGGCAAUUUCAUUUUACGAAAAUAAUGCUGUCGGAGCGAACAUAACUACGAUAUCGGUGUAUGAUAGCGACCGAGGAGAAAAUGGUCAGGUAACGAUCGCAUUUCCAUCGGAACAAGCUCGAACAACAGUGAGUGGUUUGAGAAAUACGGCUUACACACAAUUUUAUAUUCAACAAUUAACCCAAACGAAUUCGACUCGUUCAGCGUUGUUACGAACGAAUACUUCAUUUGACUAUGAUGCACCAGGUUUGCCACGAGUUUGGUAUUUAUUUAUAUUAGCUACUGAUAAUGGCACACCUCAACGACAAUCUUUCUGCAGCUUACGUAUCAACCUAUUGGAUGUGAACGAUAAUCCACCAGUAUUUAUUAUGGCAAAUUGGAAUCAUACAAUCUAUCGUUCUGCCGUUGGCAAUUCCAAUAACUCUCGUUUCUUACGUAUUAUCGCGUCAGAUGCUGAUUCAGGCGUCAACGGACAGAUUAAUUACUAUAUAGGAACGGUUGGUGUCCCAUAUUUUACAAUUAAUCAGACGACAGGAACAAUUGUCCUUCGUAGCAGUGUUCCUGGAAUUUACAAUUUAAGUGUUAGUCUCUUUCCGAUUACAUUUCAAGUGUAUGCACAAGAUAGUGGUACACCUCCACGUACUAGUGAGAUGAAUGCCACCGUUACAAUCUAUUACAACAAUGGUAAUGAUCCACCACCUGCACGAUGGGUCGAUCCAGCUUAUGAAGAAUUGAGCUUUCCCAUUAUUGAAAAAUAUUAUGAAACCUAUGGAAAUCGGCCGAUAUUUAAUCCAUCCUAUGGAUUUAAUGGAACUAUCAGUUAUAUAUUAACAUCGACAACAUCAUCCAUUAUGACAGUUAGUAGCCCGUUUCCAAAUACAUACAUACCAUUCAGCGAUGUGCCCGUAACAAGAAAUG